Lachancea sp. 'fantastica' is the source of this 2031-nucleotide messenger RNA. NCBI's taxonomy places the organism in Eukaryota, Fungi, Ascomycota, Saccharomycetes, Saccharomycetales, Saccharomycetaceae. The record is from the annotation of a GenBank genome assembly.
AUGAGUAAUACAUGGAGGAGUAUAGCACUGGCGUUCCAUUCCCAACCGAUUCCGCAGUCGUUGCAGGUUCUUCUGGCUUGCGUUUCCGAAGCAGAUCGGUUGGAAUGGGCCUACGAGGAAAGUUUGGAAACUUCGUUUUACGCUAAGGCUUGUGGCAGUUAUAUGCCAUUUAUGCAGACAGCCAUGAGCUGUUAUAUGUCACUGACGGAAAAAGGGCAAGCAAGUAUUACAGACCGACUGGAUAGCUACAGGAAUACGUGCAGCAGUGUGGCAGGCACGAAUUUCUCGCAAAACCAGAUCUGGGACAUCUGGCGCAACGGGACGCAGUUUCUACAGGACCCUCAGCAGGACGUCAACGUCGUUGGACAGCGUCUCUCAGCGCCCGUACAAUUAUCCAAAAGUGCCAUUUCUGCGACUUACCGAUACUAUUACUACACGUUCUACAAUUUGACUGCCGCUUUUGACUUCAAUCUGGUGAUCAACGGUAGCGUUUUAGUCUUAGUUUUGUUUGCCAUUUGGGCCCGCUACACUCGUUGCAACGGAAAAUUCGUGAGGACUGCAAGGUCCAAAUUUUUGGUCCCCGCAUUGUUCGAUACAACGCAUCAUACCGAAAGCAGACCUCUUCCCUUCUAUAAGGUGCUUCUGCCUACCAGAGGCGAUGCUGUGGCCUUGACAAUAUUCCUCCUGACAAACGCAGCAAUCUCAUUGUACAAUUUCCAGGUUGUAAGUUCGAACGUGGACACCAAGUUUUUCUUUCUGGUGCGAUGCGUCGCGAACCGGUGUGGUGGGCUAGCCUUUGGUUUAAUCCCCCUCACGGUUCUUCUCGCCGGAAGAAAUAACCCAUUGCUUAAGCUCACGGGCGUUCCGUACUCGAACUUGAUAUUUUUUCACAAAUGGGCAGCACGGACAAUGACGCUGUAUGCAUUUGUCCAUUCACUGCUGUGGACCGUGUAUGUGGUUGUGCGAUUGAAGGAAUCCUUCUGGUUUUUCUUCUUUGAUUUCGGGUACUGGAGAUGGGGUGUCUGGGCCACAUUGGCAGCCCUUGGGUUGAUAUUUCACUCAAUUCACUCGAUAAAAGCUAGACAGUAUGAGAUUUUUUUGACGAUCCAUAUCGUGUUGGCCUUGGUAUUUAUUGUGGGAUGCUUGAAGCACUGUGCUACUUUUGGAUGGCUAGGAUGGAUAUACCUAGCCAUAGGAUUUUGGGCUUGGGACCGGGCCACUCGGCUUUGGCGUCUAUUCUUCAAUUUUGGCGGUUACAGAAACGCUUAUGCUCGCUGCAUAUCAGCUCAGGAAGAACUUUUCCAAAUCACUGUGCCGCACGUUGAAUCCAAACGAUUCCAGUUUUUCCCAGGAUGCUACGGAUUUCUGUACUUCUUGGGACGCAAAUGGUUUUGGCAAUCGCACCCUUUCACGCUGAUGUGUGGUAAAGACAAUUUGGAAGUUAUCGUGAGGGCCAAGAAGGGCCUUACCAGAGAACUAUUCGAGACCCUCCCACACGAUGGCACAAAAGCUCCCUUGAGGAUUGCAAUUGAGGGCCCAUACGGCCAUGAGGCUCCACUGGCACUCCAUGACAACGCUCUACUGAUUACAAGCGGCGCGGGUUUGCCAGGCCCGCUCAGUUACCUGAGCAAAGCUGCUGAUCGAAUGGAUGAAGCCGGCAACUACACAUUUGUUUGGAUUGUGCCCACUGAAGCAUUUCUGGCCUCCAUGCAGAAUACAUUUACAAGCAUAAGCGAGAAGAUCCGCAUACAGGGUGCAAAGAGACGGAUAAAGAUUCACAUUUACGUUACUCGACCUCAGCAGAACGAUGCUUUUGCGGAGGACUGGUGGCCGAAAGAGAUACAAGUGCACAGAUACAAGCCCGAUGUGGGAGAACUCGUGAGUGAGUUUUGCAAGUCCGCAAUUGGGAGUAUUGGUGUCGUCUCGUGCGCGAACCCUGGACUUGACGACAAAAUACGGCAUUACGUUGCGGGCCACAUAAUGCAUCACGAGGGCCGCAUAGACUACUACGACGAACUGCAGGUGUGGUGA